Pelobates fuscus (common spadefoot toad) is the source of this 6769-nucleotide messenger RNA. RefSeq names its product FERM and PDZ domain containing 2 (gene FRMPD2). Lineage: Eukaryota; Metazoa; Chordata; Amphibia; Anura; Pelobatidae. Gene Ontology annotation, biological process: protein dephosphorylation. Gene Ontology annotation, cellular component: cytoskeleton. The transcript is spliced from 41 exons. The coding region runs from base 5 to 6268 and encodes 2087 amino acids. The record is from RefSeq and is a predicted model, not a curated record. Gene Ontology annotation, molecular function: protein binding; protein tyrosine phosphatase activity.
UACCAUGAACGGCACAUAUGCAUCUCUCUCAGAGGUCAUGAGGGCUCGGGGAAGCCCUCUAUGUGAGAAGGAAGUGUGGGCUCUACUGAAUGCUGCUUCAGAACAGAUUUUGAAGCUUUCUAAUAAUGAUUCCAAAACAUGGGUAGACAUCUCACCCUGGUCACUUGUUAUUUCGUGUUCUGGGAAUUUGUCUUUCCAGAAUGGAUUUUGCCACAAAGCUGCUCCAUUUAGAGCCCCAGAAGUGACUCAGGAGCCUACUAACACAAAGGAGCUAAUGGUGUACUCUUUGGGGAUGACGCUCUACUGGGCUGCUGAGUACAAUAUUCCUAGACAUCAGCCUGUGAAUCUUGGUUCCAAGAUUCAAUCCAUCCUUAUUGCAAUGUGUGAGGAGAAUCCACGACGCAGGCCAAGUCCAGAGAUCGUUGUCCAGAAAUGUCAGGAUCAUCAGAAACAGCUUUCAUUACUUCCUGCUUGUUUCUACAUCCAGAGCCUUGUUAGACUGGUGCUGGGUGACCUUUCGCAGAUGCCAAAAGAAGAUACCCUAGAUGUACAACUUGCAAGGAGCCAGAUGAUAAGAGAGAGACUGAAACAGAAGUCUGCUUCAAUAUUUUCUUCAGAGCCAACUACUUCAGGAGUGAAAUCUCAGCUCUUGUCAGCAUGGGAGAAAGAACCAAGGUUUUCACCUAGCCGAAAAUGUGAGUCCUCCAUCAACAGUUUUCAGGAUCCAAUGCACCAGACUGACAUUGAGAUACAUCGACCUCGGUAUUGCCAGUGGUCUGAUAGGUCAGAUACUUCUCAAGAACAUGGGCCAUUCUGCAAGUAUCCUGCUUCCGUAAGAAACUCUGUAUUUUCACAAAACAAGAUGUCACGACCUGAAUUUGUGUUUUUUGCUAAACAACCACCUGUUACCAUAGACCUGCCAACCAAGAUUGUGAGCAAAAAAGGAAGGUCAUACCUCUCUCAGAGGAACCUUUAUGUGAUUCUCCCCAGUGGACUCUGCUUAGAGGUAAAGUGUGACACCAAAUCCCGUGCACGCACUGUUCUGGAAUCUGCGACAGCCUAUGCUAAAUUGGAGCAACCCUCUUACUUUGGUUUGGCAUUUAUGAAAGGAAAAGAAUUAUUUUUCCUGGAUGACGACUCUGUUUUGGAGAAGGUGGCACCUGAGGGAUGGAGCAAGACUCCUAAGAAGAAAUCUACCAUUGUUGCAUUUACACUCUUCCUCAGAGUCAAAUAUUUUGCUCAAGAUUUGAGUGUACUAAGGCAUUGCUCAAUGAGACACCAGAUUUACCUGCAGUUACGAAAGGACCUCUUGGAUGAAAGGUUGUUCUGUAACAGAGAGGCAGCUAUACUCCUAGGCUCCCAUGCCCUGCAGGCUGAAGUGGGAGACUGCCCACCAGAGCUACAGGAGCAAGAUUUCCAUCCUGAAGAUUUUUUGCCACCAAGGAUCCUGGAGACUCCACAAGCUGUCCAUGAAAUGCUACUGCUACAUCAGCAUCACUUUAGUCUGUCAAGGAGGGAAGCUGAGGUGGAAUUUCUGAGGGCAGCUCAACAAUUGCCUGAAUACGGCGUUUUGUUUUACCGCGUGCAACAUGACAAGAAAGAGCUGGGGUGUGAAGAUCUCUUAUUAGGGAUCUGCUCCCAAGGGAUAAUGGUCUAUCAGGACAGAAGGGGUAAUCAUAUUGCAAGCCUACGCUUUCCAUGGAGGGAGAUACAGACUCUUUCAUCCCAUAGGAAGAAAUUUUCUGUGGUGAGUUACUCCAGUGGGAAGAAACACUCAUAUCUCACAGACAGUAAUAAGACAUCUAAAUAUCUUCUGAACUUGUGCAAUGCCACCCGAACCUUCAACUCUAACCUUCAGCAGCACCAAGGAACUACAGAGGAUUCCCAUGAGAUGGACACAGUCUAUGAUGCUCAACAAGAUGAUCUUCUGUUGAUGCAGAGAAUGUCACAUUCAGAGAAUGUCUUAUGUUUUGCCCAUGCGGAGGAUGUGAGAAACAGGAUCCUGAGUAAGUCAUGUGACAUCAUAAGUCUUGACAAUAAAAAUGGAGAAGAGAGCACUCUAUACAGCUCGUUUACCGAUGAUCCUCUGAAGCAAACCUACAAGCAGAGUUCAGAUUACCUAUCCAUGCACUGUAGUCGGAGCACAUCCUGCAAUACCCAGAGCAACCCGAAGUGGAGUUCAUUAAAUGAGGCAGAAAGAGAGAUUCUACAUGUCAAAUUGAGGAAGGACCCAAGAUAUGGACUAGGUUUUGUUAUCAUUGGCGGAGAGAAUAUUGGGAAACUAGAUCUUGGUAUUUUUGUAGCUUCUAUAAUUCCCGGGGGACCCGCUGAGCUGGAUGGACGCAUCAAACCAGGUGGUCGUUUGAUAUCUAUGAAUAACGUUAGUUUAGAAGGUGUUACCUUCAAAAGUGCUGUUAACAUCCUGCAGAACUGUGGCGAAGAGGCUGACCUCAUUCUCUCCCAACCAAGAGCUAGCAAGGUCAAUUGCAAUUACUCGGAAAGGCAAAGUUUAGAUACCAUUAAAGGAGAGAAUUUGGGAAGCAGUCUGAUUUCAGGCUUACAUGGAUCGCAUAGCAGCCAAAUGAGUCCAAUGGGAGAAAACUUCCAUGUCUCACCUAACCAAGGACACUUGUCUGAUGAUGGUCGGAACUAUGUUUUUUCACAAGACUUGGACGUCGUUGGAAGAGAUAGUACGGAGAUAAGAUCUGAUAAUACAUUUCUAGUGCAGCUACGGAGAGAAGAUGAGAGCCUUGGCUUCAGUGUAACGGGUGGAGUUAAUACAAGUGUCCGACAUGGAGGAAUUUACCUAAAAAGCAUUAUUCCAAUGGGACCAGCUGAUCGGAAUGGAAAGAUUAUGAGAGGAGACCGUUUGCUGGAGGUGAAUGAUGUUCGUCUUCUUGGAUUCACACACCGGCAAGCGGUAGAAUGUCUGAAGAAUGCUGGACAGAUAGUGACUCUUGUGUUGCAGAGGAAAGGAGACUCAGGAAACACUGUUAUUGGGAGUCAGAGUGAAUUCUCUGAGUCUCAACGCUCCACUCCCAGCUGCAGUCACACUGAAUACCCAUUAUUUGUGACUAAGGAUAAUACAUAUGAAGUAGUGUUGAAGAAGAAUUCAGGGGGAUUGGGAUUCAGUUUUCUGCAGACUGAGAGCAGAAGUUCAGGGAAUGUCAUCAGGAUAAAGAGACUGUUCCAUGGCCAGCCGGCAGAGGAAAGUGGACUUAUCUCAGUUGGAGAUGUUCUUCUGGAAGUCAAUGGAAAAUCAGUUUGUGGAUUAAAUUAUCAGGAAAUUCUCCAUCUAUUGCAUGGUGCUCCUGGUGAAGUGACCUUGAGGAUCUGCAGACCAAUUGAAGGAGUUCUGCCUGAAAUAGACUUUACUGUACCGACUCCUAUGCCAUCCCCAGUAAGAGAGUUACUGAGUAUGAGAAAUUCUUUCAAUGACCUUGAAAGUACGAUGGAAAUAGAUUCAGAAGAUGGGAGCAACUCCGACCAAAGGACUAGUGCUUUACAAGAAAUAUCCUCUACACCUACCUUAAACGUGACCGUGGAGACAUCGACUUCAUUGGCAGAUGAUGUUCGACUGAACUCAUAUUCCAUCUGUGACCUAGAGCCUCAAGAGAGGACACACAUGCUUCGCUAUAGUUGGGGUAUCUGCAGUUAUGGAGACCCCCAAGCAUUACUUGUGUUUUGUCUGUCUAGUACAACAAGUGAGAAAGCCAAAGGAGAUGUGACACGUGUACUUAGUGAUGAGGAGUAUCUCACUAUUAGUUCUACUUCUGUGACCUCUCCUUCCUGGGGGGAGACACCGGAAGGCACCCCAGCUGGAUACAGAGCAAUCCAGCAGCAUGCUUUGAAGUUGCUCCCACAAUCCCUCACCUCCACAGAAUCUUGUGAUAAUGAUAGCGAAUGGGAAGACUUGGAAGAAAUUGAAGAAACAGAGGAAAAAAUGAAAGGUUCUCAGGCAGGAUGCAUUGGGAAAUUUGAGACAUUCUCCACUCAACUGCCCUCAAAGUUGCAUCUCCCUUCCACAACAAGUAGAACAUUUCAGGUUGUGAUCCCUGGAAGACGGAAGAAGACCCCAUCUCCAAUUAUGAGGCUCAAAGCACCUUCACCUACCAGAAACAUUGGACUUUCUCCUUCACCAAUAAUAACACAUGUACCUCCUUCUCCUACAAGAAAUCCACCAUUCCAAAGCAUGACCUCUUCUGCAUGUAACAUCUUACAACCAGAACCCUGUGAUUCACACCUGAAACCAACCUUAAAUUCUCCACACAGUAUGAGUAAAGGUGACCAGGAAUACCCUGACACCAUAUGCCAUAGAAACCCUAAUCAAAUAAAUGAUGAAUGUAUUACUUUAAAUCAGUCAACCAAGGACAUCACUAUUGAAGACUCUUCGGAACUAAAUAAUAUUGCUCCUAUACAAACCAAUGUUAAUAGUCUCACUUUACACCCUGAACAAUCAGGUAAUGAAGACAGAACACUUAAUCAGAAUCAUUUCAAUCAGUCCAACAAUGGCAGAAUCAUAGUACAAACUAUUUCUUAUGAUGAAACAAAAAGUGAAACUAGAACUUUGCAUCGUCACAUACCUGAACAUUUAAAUAAUGACCAAAAAACAUUUGGUGGUAACAUUGUGAUCCCUGGAAUUUCCAUUAGAUCAUCAUAUUCCAUGUCAACUGACCAGUCACAAAAUGUAGCACAACAAAAUAAGACAACUGGAAGCAAGCACCCAGCCACAGGGAAUGUUUCCAGUGACAGUCAAGCAGAGAGACAUCCUAACAUGGAUUAUUCAACAUCUCAAGAGACAAGCAAGUCUCCGCAAAGUGAUAACGAGGUCUGUUUCAUGGACAUCUACUUGGACAAAGCAAACAAUGGAAGCUUGGGGUUCUCACUGGCUGGAAACACAAACGAUGGAAUGUUUACCAUAAAGGCAAUCUGCCCUGGUAGUGUGGCAGCACAGGAUGGGAGGCUGUGUGUAGGAGAUUUAUUGUUAGAGGUAAAUGGACGUGCUUUAACCGGGCUCACACUUGGAAUGGUGGUUAGCAUACUUAGAGAAGCCACAGGCACAGUGCAUCUCUCCGUGCGGAAAAUUGCACAAUGCAGCAAUGAUUGUACAGAAAAUAAAGGAAUUUGUUCAGAUCUGAAAAUCCACAUGGCAGAGGAUGUCAAAGUAGAUUCAGAAAAGGAAAACUUGCAAUCACCAGGCAAUAGUACUUCUGUUGAGGAGUUAGCAGCAAACAAAAUGUCAUCCUUAGUUGUUCAUGAUUCGGAUGGCUGGAGCAGUGAGGAAGAAGAUAAUAGAGCACCAAUAUCUUAUCCUGGUUCGCAAAGUGAUCUUAAUGAAGAGCUGUAUUUCCUCAAGGUGAAAAAGCAAUAUUCAGAGUCUGAGAUCCAGACCCUGCUCACCUGUGCUCUCCAUGGUGGUCAGGAUCACAUUGCCUAUAAGGAAUUUGCGGCCUUGGCACAUGAGACACCUGUAGACACUUUUUGUGUGGCUUCUGCACCUGAAAACCGAAACAAGAACAGAUAUAGAGACAUAUUGCCAUAUGAUAAAACUCGAGUGCGACUUGGAGAAAGUGAGGAGUACAUCAAUGCAAGUCACAUUGUGGUCCCUGUAGGUCAAGAGAAACUGUGCUACAUCUGCACACAGGGUCCACUCCCAAACACUAUUCACUCUUUCUGGCAGAUGGUUUGGGAGAAUUCCUGUCAUGUGAUAGUAAUGAUGACUCAAGAGAGAGAGAACGGCAAGGAGAAAUGCAACAAGUAUUGGCCAGAAGAAGUCCAUGUAGUUUUGGAAACAGACCAUCUAUCCCUGAGGCUUGAAAAUCUCGAAAUACGACAACAUUUCAUCACUAGAUAUAUGACUAUCAUGCAUAGAGGAACAGGAGAAAGCCGAAAGGUCACACACCUCCAGUUCAUCAGAUGGCCAGAUCAUAGAAUUCCUGAGUCUUCUCAAUCUUUGCUGCAAUUUGUUUGGUACCUUCGGCAGAUUCAUGAUGGAAAACCUAUUGUCGCCCAUUGCAGUGCUGGAAUAGGCAGGACUGCUGUUUUAAUCUGCAUGCAUGUUAUGGUGGCCCACCUGGAACAAGGAAUACUGUUUCAGAUACGGGAUAUUGUAAGGCUCAUGAGGCAGCAAAGACAUGGGAUGAUACAGAACAAGGUUCAGUACCAAUUCUGUUUUAAGGCACUGCUGGAAUGUCUACGACUUCUUCCUUAUGUGGACCGAACAGACCUGUGCAUUGCCGAACAUUGGAGUGCCUCUAAUGUUGAAUAAAACUAUCCUGGCAAUCUAGUUCAAAUAGACAAAUGGGUCACUAUAUUUUUUCUAUUAUGUCCAGUAAAUAUUUGAAUACAUUAUUUCCAAUGGAGCAAGAAUAAUGUUUUGUUGUACUUGAGAUUAUGAUUACUUGCAAUAGAAUUUACGUAUCUAUAAUGUUCCAUGUAUAAUAAAGUUUGGUGUCAGGUGAGCAUGGAUGGAAUAACUAUCCAGAAUGAUAACAUUUUCACUUUAAUACCAUUCAGGAUUAUGGGACAUAUCACGUUAUUGUAAAAGUCAUGGCAUGUUGGCUGUACUAAAGUUAGCACACAUUAAAAGAACACUAUAGUAUCAGUAAUACAAACGUUUUCCUGACACUAUAGGUCUAAAUGCACCAUUUAAGUGACCAGCCCCCCGUCAGCAAAAUAAAAGGUUAGUUAACUUCCCUUUUUUCCCAGCACCUUGCGGGUCUACUCGCGGCUUGCCCCACCUCCGCUCCGCUUCCUUGGCUGAGAUCAU